AUUCGAUGCUCGGGUUUUGAGAGCUCCCAAGAUGGACGGUGCAGCAACUGUAUCCGCUUUAAUCAGGAGUGCAUGUUUACGCCCGUCUCUUCCCAAGCUCAAGCUUUCGUCCCAGCGCAUGCAGCCUACCCUCACCUGCGCAACCAGGCCCAGGGCCGUGGGCGCGGUGCUUAUCCCGGCGAUGGUGUGAUGCUAUAUGGCGCUCAUGGUCAACCUCUCCCACCGCAGCAACAGCAGCCGCCGCCGCCGCCUGAGACCACGCUUCCUCCUCCUCAGGGCAUGUACCAGCAUCCUUACGGCCGCCCACCACACCUUGAUAACCAAAACCCCCCGCCACCACUGGCACAUCCUCCCAUGUCUCAAGAUCAGAGACAGCCAGGUACUCGCCGCGGCUCCGGAUCAGGCUUUGAGUACCCCGAUCCCACAAAUCUCGCCCCGGUAUCCCCUGCUGUUUCGGCGCCCAAUUACUCCGCACCACCGUACUACCCGGCGAGCCACGAUAAUAGACGCCCAUCGCCGCAGUCGGGCUAUUCCUACGAUCGGAAUUCUCCGCACAACUCAACCUACCCACCAAUGCAGGCUGGCCAGACCCCACCACCGACCUCGACGCCGAGUUCUUCUAGAGGAGGACUCAACGUCCGCGACAUGCUCAACCCAGGCGAUCAAGGUCAAAGUGGUCGUUCCAGCACCGACAGUGACAUGGUCAACGCCUUAAACCGAAGAGUCUAA
Rasamsonia emersonii CBS 393.64 is the source of this 729-nucleotide messenger RNA. RefSeq names its product C6 transcription factor. The record is from RefSeq and is a predicted model, not a curated record. The annotation marks the transcript as partial. Lineage: Eukaryota; Fungi; Ascomycota; Eurotiomycetes; Eurotiales; Trichocomaceae. Gene Ontology annotation, biological process: regulation of DNA-templated transcription. The transcript is spliced from 2 exons. Gene Ontology annotation, molecular function: DNA-binding transcription factor activity, RNA polymerase II-specific; zinc ion binding.